Molecule: messenger RNA, 2045 nt
Organism: Ectocarpus siliculosus
Lineage: Eukaryota; Phaeophyceae; Ectocarpales; Ectocarpaceae
Source: the annotation of a GenBank genome assembly
CUUGAGCCCCAGGCACGCACGGUCGCCCGUCUCCCCUCUCGUCUUCAGGAACGAUGCCGUUCUCCCUGACAGAGAACCUUCCCUUCCUGGCGCUGCCGUUGGCCCUGAUCACCCUCAAGGUCACCUACGAUGUGCUUCCCUUCAUGGCCUUCUUGGCGCUGGUCGCUGUGGCCGUAGGCUGCUACAUGUUCUACGCGGGGAAGUCGAGCCCGGCAGCGCAGAGGACGGCGAAGAAGGCGGAGGCCACGGCGGACAGCCUGAUCCGUGAGCUCACUCGGGAGGAAGACAGGGCAAAGGAGGAGGCGGCCAGGAAGCAGGCAGCCAAGGACAGGAAGGCGGCCGCGAAGCAGAAGCAAGAGGCUGCACGCAAGGCGGCGCAGGCAGCUAAGGAGGCCGCUGCCGCGAAGGCGCUCGCGCAGCAGGAAGCGGAGAGCAAGCCCCGCGCAGCGCCGCCGCAGCAGCAGCAGCCGUCCUCGGGCAAGUCGAAGAAGCAGUCUAAGAAGCAGUCCAAGGCCGCCCCACCGGUGGAAGAAGAGGACUCGGAUGACGAAGACGACUUCCUUCUGCGCAUGGCCGACCUUGAACGGGCGAGGCGGGAAAAGGGAGCCAGGAAGUGAGCUGCUCGCCUUUUGUCUGUCGGCCCGAGAGGAGGAAGAGGCGGAGAGAGGCCAAGGGGAAGGGAUAAGAAAAGGAGGCUCCUCUGUUGUCUGUGGGCCUGAGAUGAAGAGGAAGAGAUGACGCUAGAAAGGAGGCUUGGAGGGAGUGUGCAUCUUUGCCUACCCGAGUAAGAUGGGGCGAGACAAUCCAGCCAGCAGCAUCAACCACAAAGUAGAGAGACGAACAAGCCCGUACACGACGCUUAGGCGACUCGGUCCUGGCGCUUAGAAUCGGUGGCUUGUUUGUGCGUGAGCAUGUUUUCUGGCCGGAGGAGUUGGUUUGCGGCCUCGCGGGACGCGAUGGUUGGCUCCUCAGGGGGUUGGGCGGCCAGCUGCCGCGUGGAGAAGCGAGUCUGGGUUUGGUUCCUCAUGGAUCUGGGUCUUGUCUUGUCUUGUCGUUGCCUCUAGAGGAACCUUCACCUUAACCUUGACCUUGACCUUGACAGCCGGGACGAUUAAUUUGCCAUUAUGUGAUGCCCCUUGUUAUGGUAGAGAUGGUCUGUAUCGUGGAGGUACGUCGGUGGCGGCAGCCGUGGGUAGCGGCAGUAGUAGUUUAGUUCGCCAUUAGACUGCGCUGUCUUCUUCUUUCCUGAAGGCCGCCUUCCUCACUUGAGUGUCAAGGUCAAGAUUGAUACAGACAGGCUCGUGUGUUUUUUCGGAAACUAGCAGCUAGCAGCACACGUUGCUAAGCUUAGCGGAGAACGAAGGAGGUGCUUGGUUGCGCUGAUUUUGCUGCACCUUGUUCUAGAUCCAUUGGGUUGGGCCUUCUCAAUCCCAGGAGCACGCACCGCGUCUUUAGAAGAUGGAUUUCCCUCUUGUAUGUUCGGUUAAAAACAUGUGCCAUCCUGUUGGUGUAAGUCUUGGAAGUCACUAUCACAAGCGUGCUUGCCUCGUGCCUGCUCAAGUUUUUCACAUACAUACCACGGGCUUCGGUGCGCCUGGGUGCCGCCAGCCCGUCGUGUUCCGUACACGCCCCGACAGGGUGCGCACGCUGGUUCGCCGUCGUCGCCCAUCCUGUGGUCGACCUGUGUCUUUGCUACACCUUUCUUUUCUGGACUUGUUGUUCGCAGUCUCCUGUCUCGUUGUAUGCAUACCUCGCUGCGGACUCUGUUGGGUAUCGGGGCUGUUUCGUUUGGUGGCCGAAUUAUUUUGUUCUGGGAGUUGGAUGGCAACACCUUGAGAGGCUUUCUGGGAACCGUCGCAUGUUAUCUCUCGACCUUCCUUCCAGUGGACACGACGCCCGGCACCGCUUGCAAUUCAACGUGCUCGCUGCAAACGGUGGUUUGUGGUGUGACUCCUCUCUCCCCACCCCUUGACUUUGGAGGAAGACAGGCAGGCUUCAGAGCUGGCCGGGACUACUGCGCCCGGUCUGUAACGACGUGUCAUUUU